AUGUUCCGCUGUGGUGUAAACAUGAUGGUGCACAAUUAUUUAAUGGAAUUACAGACUCUGAUAUCUGCAGACCAUGUGGAGAGGUUGAUUUACAUUGAUUGGAUCAGACUGUACGCAUUCUUUUACCCACAAGAGUUGACGGCAUAUCGACAUUACACCAUUGAAGAGGAGCAUGAACUGAACAUGAUUGAGACUGGAUUAAAGCAUGAUGAUGCCAACAAAUGCUGGACCAUAAAUUACCCAUGGAAACGGAAUCCUUCAGAACUGCCUAAUAACAUACAAGCUGUUAUAGGCCGUUUACGGUCAACGGAACAACGACUGAAAAAAACUGGCGAUGAACACACUCAGGAAUAUCAAAAACAGAUAGAUGACAUGGUGCAGAGAAAGGCUGCUAGAAAAUUAUCACCAGAGGAAGUUACUUCAUACAAAGGACCUGUGCACUAUCUUCCACAUCAUGAGGUUUUAAAACCAGAAUCAUCAUCCACACCACUUCGAAUUGUGUUCAACUCUUCUGCUUCCUACAUGGGUCAUGUUAUUAAUGACUACUGGGCUAAAGGACCAAAAGUUUUAAAUGAUCUUCUUUCCAUCUUGUUGAAGUUUCGAGAAAAUCAGGUUGGUCUUGUAGGCGAUAUCUCCAAAAUGUAUAACUCGAUUCAUCUUUCCAUAGAAGAUCAGCAUACACACAGAUUUUUAUGGAGAAAUUGUGAAAUCGACAGACCACCAGAUCAUUAUGUGCUGACCAGUGUUCCAUUUGGAGAUCGCCCCAGUGGUGCUAUAGCUAUUAUAGCUCUCAAUAAAACAGCUGAAAUGCUGGAAGAUGUUUACCCAAAGGCUGCUAGUGUUAUAAAAAACAACAGCUAUGUUGAUGACAUUUUAGCAUCAGAUCCCACAUUUGAAAAUGUAUUGCAAUUGGCUAAGGAUAUCAAUCAAGUAUUGGACUUUGGUGGCUUUCACAUAAAGCAUUGGAUUAUAUCAGGAGACCAUCAUCAGGAAAUUGAUGAAAUCAACAUAAUGAAUACAGAAUCAGAAAAGGUGUUGGGACUAGUGUGGAAACCUGUUGAUGAUGUAUUUACAUUUAAAGUGCGAUUGAACUUCUCCAGGAAAACAAAGCAUAAAAGCCAUGAAGAGAAAUCAACCAAUAAGUCGGAGGAAAUUCCUGAAAAUUUGACAAGAAGAAUGGUACUCAGCCAAGUUGCAGGAGUGUAUGACCCUUUAGGACUGAUCGUUCCUUACACUCUUAGUGCAAAAUCUCUCAUAAGAAAUUUAUGCCAAGGAAACCAGAGUAAGUCUGAAGUGUGGGAUAAACCUUUAUCCGCAGAAAUGAGACAACAAUGGAUAGAAUUUUUCAAUGGACUCUUUCAGUUAGAAUCCCUGUGCAUUCCCAGAUGUUUAAAACCAACUAAUGUCUUUGGAAAUCCGGUCUUGGUGCUUUUUUCUGAUGGCAGCAAUCUUGUUUUUGGAGCGUGUGCGUACAUAAGAUGGGAGACUGCUUGGGACAUUUAUGACGUCAGAUUAAUUUUUGCAAAAAAUCGGAUUGCGCCAGUUAAGCAACUUUCCAUUCCAAGGCUUGAGCUUUGCGGUGCUGUGCUGUCAGCUAGAAUAAGGGAAAAAAUUGUGGAAAGCAUGACUUUUACAUUUCAGAGAGUAAUUCAUCUUACUGAUUCUGCAAUUGUCCGUGCCCAAAUUCAAAAGGAAAGUUACGGUUUUGGUACAUUUGUCGCCAAUAGGAUAGCCGAAAUUCAAUCAAAGACACAAAAGGCUGAAUGGUUUUGGAUUCCUUCUGAUCAAAAUCCUGCAGAUCUUACAACAAGGAUUACACAUCCCAGCAUAUUAAACAAUGAUUCAAGGUGGCAGAAAGGACCAGAAUUCUUACACUAUCCUAUUGAACAGUGGCCAAUGAAACAAACUGUUGAUGUUUCAGAAAUUCCAGAUUCAUUGGUGCACAGUGUGUUGACAGAAAUUAUUGAAGUGAAGCCAAAGGAAUCCUCAACUCGGAUACUGGAAUUGAUAGACACCACGAGAAUCUCAUCCUUGAAUAAGCUGUAUAGACUCACUGGUAUUUUGCAACUUAUAUUCAAGGCGCACUCAUUCAAGAAGAUUCUGAAAAAUGUGACAGCUGAAGUUAUAAGAGAGGCUGAAAAGGCUUGGAUUUUACAUGCUCAAAUGGACCUACCAAACAAUGUUAUGCAGAGGUUUCGACGUCUUGGCCCUGAACGAACAAAGGAUGGAAUUAUUACAGUUGGACAAAGAAUGAGUAAAUGGAUUGAAGAAACCUGGAAUCAGUCCACAUUUGCACUUCUUCCUACAAAUCACGAAUUUACAGAAUAUGUGUAG
Messenger RNA from Saccostrea cuccullata (small rock oyster), 2334 nucleotides. RefSeq lists its product as uncharacterized. The transcript has 2 exons. The coding region runs from base 1 to 2334 and encodes 777 amino acids. Lineage: Eukaryota; Metazoa; Mollusca; Bivalvia; Ostreida; Ostreidae. The record is from RefSeq and is a predicted model, not a curated record.